Messenger RNA from Arachis stenosperma, 2073 nucleotides. RefSeq lists its product as uncharacterized. The coding region runs from base 1 to 2073 and encodes 690 amino acids. NCBI's taxonomy places the organism in Eukaryota, Viridiplantae, Streptophyta, Magnoliopsida, Fabales, Fabaceae. The record is from RefSeq and is a predicted model, not a curated record. The transcript is spliced from 5 exons.
AUGCGAGCUGCAUUGUUGUGGACUAUUAAUGAUUUUUCUGCAUAUGGAAUGUUAUCUGGAUGGAUGACAGCAGGCAGGCUAGCAUGUCCAUACUGUAUGGAACGAACCAAGGCAUUCCAAUUAAAAAAUGGGAGAAAGCCAUCAUGGUUUGACUGCCACAGACAAUUCUUGCCAAAUAAUCACAUGUUUAGAAGAAACAAGGAUGCAUUCUAUAAGAAUAGAAUUGAGAGAUCAGAACCUCCGCCAAGAUUGACUGGAGAGCAAAUAUGGUAUAUAGUUCAGAAUUAUGAUAAGAUAAGUGAUGUUGAGCAACUUGAGAUAGAAGGAUAUGGAAGUACGCAUAAUUGGACCAAAAGAAGCAUAUUUUGGGAUUUGCCUUAUUGGCGUCAUAAUUUAAUCCGUCAUAACCUUGAUGUAAUGCAUAUUGAGAAGAAUGUAUUUGAUAAUAUAUUCAAUACUGUCAUGGACAUCAAAGAGAAGACUAAAGAUAAUACAAAGGCUAGAAUGGAUCUGUCAUUAUACUGCAAGAGAAAAAAUUUAGAACUGCCAAAACAAAGUGGAGGUAAAAUUAUAAAACCCAAAGCAAACUACACAUUUACCCUCCAGCAAAAGAGGGCAAUAUGUGAAUGGGUGAAAGAGUUAAGGAUGCCUGAUGGGUAUGUUUCAAAUUUAGGGAGAUGUGUUGACAUGAAAGAGGGCAAGUUAUAUGGAAUGAAAAGUCAUGAUUGUCAUAUAUUUAUGGAACGUUUACUGCCAAUUGCUUUUAGUUCAUUGCCAGAGCAGAUCUGGAAGCCAAUAACAGAGUCAAGUCAAUUCUUUCGAGAUUUGUGCUCAACAUCGUUACGAGAAGAUGUUCUAAAUAAGCUAGAAGAAAAUAUUCCAAUUGUGCUAUGCAAGCUAGAACGUAUUUUUCCUCCUGGAUUUUUUGACUCAAUGGAACAUCUACCUAUUCAUUUGCCAUUUGAAGCAUUGCUUGGUGGUCCUGUGCAAUAUAGAUGGAUGUUUCUCCAUCAUCUUAAAAAAAAGGUCAAGAACAAAGCACAUGUUGAAGGAUCUAUCGUUGAAUCAUACCUAAUUGAGGAGAUUUCUUACUUUUGUGAGUACUAUUUUAACCAAACUAGCAUCGAUGCAAAGCAAAAUGAUGAAGGUGAUGAUUCAAUUGAGCAAAAUUUGUCUAUUUUUAAUUUGCCUGGUUGUUUGGCUGGUGAAUGCAAAACUCGUUAUUUAGAUGACAAAGAAUUCAGUGCAGCCAUGAAUCAUAUACUAAUAAACUGUGAUGAAAUUAAGCCAUAUAUUGAGAUCUUUGUGGAUUUCAUACGCCAAGAUCAUAUUACUUUAAGUGAUGAACAAGUUGAUCAAUUUAUUGAAGCGGAUUUUGCAGAAUGGUUUAAAAAUUAUGUUUAUGAUCCUUUAAAUAAUGUGACAGAUUCGAAUAUUCAUUCCUUGGCAUGGGGUCCUUUGAGAAUUGUUAAAUGUUGGCCUAUUUACAAAGUCAAUGGCUUCAAGUUUCACACAAGAUCUCACUCAAGUGGAAAGUCAACUCAAAAUUAUGGAAUAUGUGUCAAAGGCACAGGUUAUGGUGAAUAUGAAAAUGAUUUCUAUGGCCUGCUUAAUGAAAUUAUCCAAGUUGAGUAUACUGGGCUACCACUAAAAAGAGUUGUACUAUUUAAAUGCGAAUGGUUUGAUCCCACGAUUGGCAAAGGAACAAAGGUAAACAAAGAGUAUGGAAUCAUACAGAUUCGAAAGAAUCGACGAUAUGGUAAAUAUGAUCCAUUUAUCAUUGCACAUAAAGCAAUUCAAGUAUAUUUUGCACCUCAUUCAAUGAGCAACACCAAGGAAAAAGCAGAAUGGUGGUUUGUAUUCAAGACUAAAGCAAGAGGUGAGAUUGAGAUUGAAACAACGGAGGAUUUUGCAUAUCAAGAAGAUGGCACAAAUCAAUCUAACAAUCAUAUCUCAAAUGAUAUUGAUAUUGUUGUUGAUUUACUGGAUACCAAUAACGAAGAUAUGGAUGAGGAUGAGAAUGAAGACGAGGACGACGACGAGAACAAUGAGGAUGAAAAUCAAAAUGAAUAG